AUGGUCCAGUUGGACGGCCCGACAGGCUAUGCGGGCUUGAGAACCACCGGCCUGUUAUCCCUCUACUGCCUGGAGCGGGGAGCCGCGCUGCUCUGUGAAACCAGCCUGGCGCUUUAUCCCCCAACUCUAGGAACCAGGUCAGCUGGGCCUUCGCCCAACCUGUCUGGCCCAACUCCAAGCUUAGAGCGGGCAAGCCAGAAAUUGGAUCAUCAAGCCCAGCCCUUGAGGCCGGCCCAAUGUCCCACAACCUUAGUGCCUCCACUUGGAUCACAAGCUCCCGUUACAGAGCUCGGCGGUGGACCUCGUUUUCCGCGCACUAAUAACCACAACCAGCAGCUUCAUUUUCAGCGAUGUGGUAGAUAG
Messenger RNA from Linum trigynum, 363 nucleotides. The record is from the annotation of a GenBank genome assembly. NCBI's taxonomy places the organism in Eukaryota, Viridiplantae, Streptophyta, Magnoliopsida, Malpighiales, Linaceae.